Messenger RNA from Meira miltonrushii, 3604 nucleotides. RefSeq lists its product as uncharacterized. The coding region runs from base 294 to 3134 and encodes 946 amino acids. The transcript has a single exon. Gene Ontology annotation, cellular component: nucleus. Gene Ontology annotation, biological process: DNA-templated transcription; regulation of DNA-templated transcription. Lineage: Eukaryota; Fungi; Basidiomycota; Exobasidiomycetes; Exobasidiales; Brachybasidiaceae. The record is from RefSeq and is a predicted model, not a curated record. Gene Ontology annotation, molecular function: DNA-binding transcription factor activity, RNA polymerase II-specific; transcription cis-regulatory region binding; zinc ion binding.
CGGCAGCCUAUCAGCAUUGACACGUCGAGACAAAAGAAAAUAACACUAAUUGACUUUUUUCUUUCUCUUUCCCCACAACAGCAGCCCCGCUAUGGGAACAGAAGUGGUCAUUCGCUGCUUUUCUUUCCGAUUUGAUUGUCGGUUGCAUCCCUUAAAUUAAACUUCUUUUUACAGUGUGUGCCCGGCAACACAAAACUCCACUGUUAAUUUUAAGUGGGUUUGGUUGAUGAACCUGCAUGUAUGCAUGGCCCAUCAAGAUCGGAAUCAUUUCAACACCAUCACACAACAACAAAAUGAAUGCUCAUUUAGUCAAUGGCUUCCCACCUCAUUCAGCAGCAAAUAUGUUUUCGCCAUUCAAUACAAGCGUUGCUAGCAGUAGUAGCCAUUCUCAAAUAACUACAAAUGGUACUUCAGAUUCAACAAAGAAACGCAAAGGUGGUCCAUCAAUACCUACUAAACCCAAAAAGAACCUCACCACCUCUUCGCGGAAAGGGAAAACACUCUCAAACGACACUUCCACUCCAAACCCAUCAGCAAAACGAAAGAUGACACCAAUGUCAGCUUUUCGACAACCUGUUGAAGAAACUUCUUCAGUAACAUCUUCCACAAAUGGCUCAGCUGCAAAGAAGAAGUCCAACACAGAAAAGUUCAAAAGGAAUAGCAGAGCAUGCACAUACUGUCAACGUCUAAAAAUGAAAUGUUCCGGACCUACUGUUGAUGGACCUUGUGAACGAUGUAGAAGGACAGGUCGUGAAUGUAUGGUACAAGAACGUGCACCCAGAAGACCUUGGACGAAAAAGAAGGAUAUGCAAAUACAACAAUUGACAGAUCGAUUAGAAGAAAUGGAAGGUUUGCUAAGGAAUGCAUUUGAUAAAGAUGCAAAUCCUAUCGAUGCUGCUGCUGCAAUGGCAGCUGCUGCAGCUACUGUAUCCAAUGGAGAAGACGGUCAAUUGGCACCCGAAAGAUUCACUGCUGGCUUGCAAGCAUAUCCACCUGCUCAACCAUUACCUUCAUUUCUGCCACCUCAGCAUCGUGCACCUCCUUCAGAACAGCCCAAUGGGCAUCUCCAUCCUGCAGGAAACAACAAGACAGCAGGCCCUUCGCCUGGAGCAAUCACCAAUUGGCUCACUUUGACCAAUGCUCCUACCACACCUUCUGCGGCGCACGAAUUGGACUUGGCAUACGUGGAUGCACAUCGAGAACAACUACCAUUCGUUUCUACUGGCAAGAUUAGUGCAAGCGAGGCUGUUGAGUUGUUUCAUCUUUGUAUGAACUCUUGCGUUCUUCAUACGGUCAUUUUGGAUCCUGAAUGGCACACAAUACCAAGAGUUGGAGAUGCUUCUCCAUUUCUGUUCGCUGUAGUCGUCUUAAUUGGUUCAACGUAUCAUCAAGAACGUAGAUCAUUAAGGGCAGAAUUGCAAAUUGAAAUGAAUUUGUUGAUCGGUCAAGUGAUCACAACAGGACCAAAAUCUGUGGAAAUCGUUCAAGGAUUCUUAUUGCUUUAUCAAUGGAAUACACCUUCAGCAGAUCCUGCAGAUGAUCGUGCUUGGCUAUUGGCAGGUAUAGGAAUUCGCAUUGCAACUGAACUUCAAUUGCACAAAACUCAAAAUCGUUCACAAAUAAAGGAGAAAGGGGAGAAAGGUUCGAUCGAAACUGAUCGCGAGCGAAUCAAUCGAGAAAGGUGUUGGUUGAUGACAUUUUUGGUUGAUCGUAGUCUUUCUAUUGCUGUUGGACGAUCUUGGAGUAUAAGUGAAAAAGCAGAACUUGUACGAGAUUCAGAACAAUGGUCAAAACAGCCUGCUUCGCGUGCAUGGGAUCAAGGAAUUUCCGCUUUUGCCGAUCUUUUGAAAACAACUUCAAGACAAGCAGACGUUUUGCAUACAGCAAUGGCAUCUGAAGGAGAACAAUCAUCUUUUUUCGAUUGUGAUACGAUGAUGCGAAUCAUGAACGAUGAAUUGGAACAUUGGCGUUCAAGAUGGCUUUCUCGUGAUUUCUAUGCAAUGACGGCCGAAUUGGAUAAAGAUGCAGCUGAAAGAGCCGUCACUCGAAGAGCUGGUAGUUCAAGUGCCAGCAACGAGAACACUCACAAUAACCAAUCCAGUCCAUCUUCUUGUAUCAGCGUCAACACGGAUGCAUUGGAUGUUCAUUUGAGGACGUUGUACUACAUCACCAAGCAAGCAUCAUUACGGUACAAUUUUGCCGUUUUGGUUUUAAAUUCUUUCGGAUUACAGUAUUGUGCAAUGCGUUCUGAUUUGAAGCACGCAAGGAACUUUUGUUUAACACACGCACUUCGUGCAGCUCAAGGAUUAUUGAAAGCAGCUCGUGAUGGAAUGGGUAAUACGAUGGCAUUCGCACCUCAAACACAAUAUACAAUUCUUAGCUUUGGCGUGAUUUCUUUGAUCAAAUUGACUUCACUUGUGGAAGAGACAGUGGCAGAAAGAUUAUUGAAAGAAGUUCAAUCUUGUAUUUCAUUUUUGGAAUCCGUUGCAAUCGCUUCUGAUCAUAUUGCUGCUCGAUUGGCUUCUUUGUUGCGAGCGAUGUUACGAAGGCGCGAAGAGAGAAAGACCUUGAAAGCCAGUCGACAGAUACGUGGGUCAAACAGAGUUGAUGCCAAAUUUGAUCAUCAGCAGAAUUCAAGUGAAGGAUAUGCCGGACAGAGAAAGACUGUGGAAGAUGAAAGAGGCGAUAUCGAGGAGGACGACGGAGAAGAUGCUGGAGCGUCAUCAAAUUUUGCACCAGGCUUGGAUGUGCACAAAUUACCACAAAGAUCCUCACGGGCUGUGACGCCUGAAAGGGGUGGAUUUUAUGCUUCGCAAGCACAUCCGAAUAGCAUGAAUACUGGUCAUCUACUCGAACAAAGCUCUCAGCAUUUGACCAACCAAGCAAACGCGAACAAUGGAAUGAUGAAUGGCGGCAUGCAAAAUUGGCCAACAAAUGAAGCGGACUUGAUGAACCUGUUACCUUCUUUUGGCCCUGAUGUGGAAUCAACUUUACAGAGUUUAGGAUUCAUGGGAAACAAUGGUCUUGGAGGCUGGACGCAAAUGUCUGCAUCUGAAAUUCUUGACGAUUCUUUUUGGUUGCGGAUACCUGACAAGAACGGUAACGGUGAAGGGGAUCAUCAUGUUCAAGUGUAAGCUAUAUGUGUUUGAAUGUUAUUUAGGGUGAACGCCACCCAUUCUUGCUGCUCCAUUCAUAAAGUAAAAUCUUGGUUUGACGGUUGAUUUUCUUUGUUGUCGUGAAAGUGUGAUAGCAAUUGGCCUUCCGAAACCUGAAUUGGGAUCAGAAAUGACUUUAUGCAAACCACCAUUAGUACGACCAGGAGAAUCGUAAAUAAAAGUAUCCCGAAGGAAUUCGAUGACACUGUGCAAUUUUCCCAUAUUCAGUUUUAAAGUGAGUGAUGAUGGGGAAAAGAGAGAUGUGCUAUCAGUAUUCCGAGUUGCCAUCACUUGUCAUGAAUUUUACCAUGUCAAAACUUCUCGGUACAUCCGAUCCAAAGUGAGUUUUUUUAUUCGCUUAUAUAACCACCUUGGCUAUCAGCUUACAUAAGGCUAUUUCUUUCCUUACUAAGCUCUGAAUGCAUGCAUGCAAUCUUUGAUCGCUAUCC